This is a messenger RNA of Emericellopsis atlantica, 2958 nucleotides long. RefSeq names its product DDHD domain-containing protein. The transcript has 8 exons. Gene Ontology annotation, cellular component: cytoplasm. NCBI's taxonomy places the organism in Eukaryota, Fungi, Ascomycota, Sordariomycetes, Hypocreales, Bionectriaceae. Gene Ontology annotation, molecular function: metal ion binding; glycerophospholipase activity. The coding region runs from base 1 to 2958 and encodes 985 amino acids. The record is from RefSeq and is a predicted model, not a curated record.
AUGGCAUCUCAGUUAGGGGACCAGAAAGCGGAAAAGUCCUAUUUGACAACUGCGGUCGAGUCAAUAAAUCCAUGGGGCGGGAAGCGAGACUCAUCGCCGGCUCCGGAGGCAAGCAAGAAAGCAGACAAGAAACAGACUUCAGAACCAGCAACUGAGGGCCCUGGUGAUCACAGCAUUACCCAUCUGUACGGGCAAAGCUUUCGCACAUAUCCUGCAGACUGUCCUCCACUCAAAGUUCAGUGGUAUCAUGCUAUUGAUGUACCCAAACGCAAAGGCGUCUCUGUGAAAGAGCGGCAGAAGCCUGCGACAAGUGAAAAGCCCGUACAGAAACCGAAAAAGUUCUCCGCCUUCUCGACAUCUGAUUCCAAAGCGAUUGAGUCGAGAUAUCAGCAGCUGCUCGAGGCCACUGAAAGCCCGACCAAGGCGCCACCUAGGGAGAUUUCGCAGUCUGUGCCAGUGAAUGAGGAUUUCUUGUUCGAUGUGGUCAUUGACCAGCGCGAGCUAUCACCUGUCUAUUGGCUAGGUCCGGUUUACGAAGUGAGGAGGGGUACCUGGUUCUUCCAGGAAGGGACCAGUCUGCGGCCAUGCGAAGAGAACCUCGCAGCACAGCUUGAGGAGGGUUAUUUGAAAACAAAGCCAUGGAGAAGUCCAGCACGUUCCAGAAGCCAAUCAGUGGCCAAGUCAGUCACACCAAAGCAGUCUCGGGAUAACAUCAAAGCUGCUGCUGGCAAGGACGCGACGCCCAACCCUCCAGAAACUGUGGGACAGACUGCUGGGAAUCAGCCGCAAUCUUACCGCCUAUUCGGCUCUCACAUGAAUAGCUUUGUUACUUAUCAGGACGGCAGUACGGCUUGGCUCUCGACCGACACCAUGUUGUCCUGGGUCACAUCCUCAGUGUACGAACGGUUCUCAGGGGGAGGGUACAUGAGCGGCAUCAAGCUGGUUCGUGGCUACACAGAGCCUUCUAAGCCCAAGGAAAGCGAGCUUCAAGAAAAGGACAAGUCCAAGGCCCCCGUUUCCGCCACCGCUGAGGAUGUACCGGGGCUGGAUCAACGACAGCAGAAGCUCCUGAACCGUCGUUCCGCACCACCUUCGACAAAAGCUGUGGUUCAAAAUCAGGAGGCUGAUUCGGAGCCAACGAAACCAACAGCCAUGGAGGGCCGCGGGGCCCGGCUGCAGAGGCAACUGUCAUCCCUAAUGGAGGGUGGCAAUCCCAUCGAGACCGAGGAGCAAAUGCAAGAACGUCAAGAGCAGGAGAUGCGAGAUUACCACACCCAAGCAGGAGAGAGCCAGAAGCGAGAUGUUGACCACUUGAUCCUCGUCACCCAUGGCAUUGGUCAGCAACUAGGUCUACGCAUGGAAAGCAUUAAUUUUGUGCAAGAUGUCAACGUACUAAGGAAGACUUUAAAGUCGACAUAUGCCAGCUCAGCUGACUUGAAAGCACUUAACUCAGAGCUCAAUGCAGAGCUUGGAAACUGUCGUGUCCAAGUCCUUCCUGUUUGCUGGAGACACUUGCUGGACUUCCCAAGGCAGCGAGAGAGGAAAGAAGAGCACGAUCUGGGCGAUGUUGAUGAUUUGGAAGACAACUAUCCUUCCCUUGAGGACAUCACCAUAGAAGGUGUCGCAUUUGCUCGGUCUCUCAUCUCCGACCUAGCUUUGGAUGUUUUACUCUACCAGAGCUCGUACAGAGAGCAAAUUGCUUCCAUUGUCUUACAAGAAUGCAAUCGCAUCUACAGGCUCUACUGCGACAGGAAUCCCGGCUUCAAAGGCAAAGUUCACCUGAUGGGGCACUCUUUGGGGUCGGCUAUCCUAUUCGACUUGCUCUGCCGGCAGAAAGAUCCCAAGGCCGAUCAUGCAAAAACCAACCCCUUGCGCUUCUGGCCUGGGAAACAACAAUCAGACAUGACCCAUUUGACAGCCAAAGAGCGGCGCCUCGCUAUGGAGUUUGAGGUAGAUGAUUUCUACUGUCUAGGAUCGCCCAUCGGGCUGUUUGAGAUGUUGGAGGGCAGAACAAUAGCUGCUCGUCAAGCUCCCAAACCACAUGCGUCUGAUGAUGUGUUGCAGCGGGAGCUUGAGGAGGUUGAUCUAGCCACUCGAUCCAUGGGAAACACUGCCGAAGGCAUCCCACAUCAAACGUUGCAGUCAACGCAGGUUUCAUCGCCAAAAGCUCGGCAACUCUUCAACAUUUUUCAUCCUUCAGAUCCCAUUAGCUACAGGCUCGAGCCUCUCAUUUCGCCGGCCAUGCGUUCUUUAAAACCACAAGGUCUGCCCUAUACGAAGAAGGGCAUCUUUGAUGCGGCGAACGAGGGCUUGACUGGUAUUGGCGCAAAGGUAGGCCAGAGUGUCAGCGGCCUCUGGUCAAGUCUCAGUGCCGGCAUUGCUAGCAACAUGCUCAACCGGAGCCUUGGCCUCACCAGCGAAGAGGUGGCCCAGAUGACAGACCACACCCAAUCAGCUGCGAGGCAGUCUGCGUCUUCCAAGACGACGGAUGCCGCCAGCAAGGCUCUUGCAGACGAAUCGAGGAUUGGAGAGCGAACAGAUGAACGCAAGAAACAACUGGCGGACUCAGCCACAUCAAGCGGCAAGGGCAUUGCUGGAGGCAACGACGCGACGUUGAUCGACGAUGAGCUCGAGACGCUGUACUCGCAAUUUCAGAAACGUGGACCCGAGACUGCAUCGAAGGACGAUGGUGAUGGCGGGCUUGGCGGCCCUGACGGCACGCGCAAAGCAAAGAAGAUGCGUGCCGAAGAAGCCAAAGUGAGAGCUCUUAACAGGAAUGGUCGGGUAGACUACAGCAUCCAGGAGAGUGUUCUCGAUUUCAACCCCAUCAACACCAUAGCCUCUCAUAUGGGUUACUGGUCGGAUGUCGAUGUGAACCAUUUCAUUUUAUCUCAAUUGCUAUCUAGCCGUUCUGGUCUUGGGAAGACGGAAACAAGCCAAUCGACAAAAACAAAAUGA